Molecule: messenger RNA, 5764 nt
Organism: Rhea pennata
Lineage: Eukaryota; Metazoa; Chordata; Aves; Rheiformes; Rheidae
Gene: GTF2A1
Product: general transcription factor IIA subunit 1
Exons: 9
Coding region: 178-1311 (377 amino acids)
Biological process (GO): transcription initiation at RNA polymerase II promoter; transcription by RNA polymerase II
Cellular component (GO): transcription factor TFIIA complex
Source: RefSeq, a predicted model, not a curated record
GCGGCUGGCGGCGGCGGCUGCAGCCCCAGGGCCGGCGAGCGAGGCUGGGCCAGGCCGCGGGGCCGCCCGUGAGCCGGGGCAGGACGCGCGCGAUUUUGGGGGGACGCAGCCGGGCAGGUUUAUUGUUUUAGGGGCGACUCCCCCCCGCGUUUGGGGGCGUCCCGGGGGGCUCGGGACAUGGCGAGCUCGGCUAACACAAACCCCGUGCCUAAAUUGUACAGGUCUGUAAUUGAAGAUGUCAUCAAUGAUGUCAGAGAAGUUUUUCUGGAUGAAGGAGUGGAUGAACAAGUUCUUAUGGAACUCAAAACACUGUGGGAGAACAAGCUGAUGCAGUCCAAGGCUGUAGAUGGCUUCCACUCAGAAGAGCAGCAGCUUUUGCUGCAGGUGCAACAGCAGCAACAGCAACAGCAGCAACAACAGCAUCACCACCACCAUCAUCAUACGCAACCUCAGCCACAGCAGACUGUGCAGCAGCAGUCUCAACCACAACAGGUCCUUAUUCCAGCAUCUCAGCAAGCACCUCAGCAGCAGGUUAUUGUGCCAGAUUCCAAGCUAAUACCACAUAUGAAUGCAUCAGGCAUGAGUGCUGCAGCUACUGCAGCUACGUUGGCUCUCCCUGCUGGAGUUACUCCUGUUCAGCAGAUACUUACAAAUUCAGGUCAGAUCCUCCAAGUAGUUAGAACUGCAAAUGGAGCUCAGUAUAUCAUUCAGCCACAGCAGCCAGUUGUUCUACAGCAGCAGGUCAUACCACAAAUGCAGCCUGGCGGUGUGCAAGCACCUGUUAUUCAGCAGGUUUUGGCUCCUAUCCCUGGAGGUAUUUCCCAGCAGACAGGAGUGAUUAUUCAGCCUCAGCAGAUCCUGUUUACAGGAAAUAAAACACAAGUUAUACCUACAACAGUGGCUGCCCCUACACCUGCCCAAGCACAGAUUCCUGCAGCUGCUCAACAGCAACCGCAACAACAACAGGCACAGCCACAAGCACCGCUUGUGCUCCAGGUUGAUGGGGCAGGAGACACAUCAUCAGAGGAAGAAGAAGAUGAGGAAGAAGACUAUGAUGAUGAUGAAGAAGAAGACAAAGAAAAGGAUGGAGGUGAAGAUGGCCAGGUUGAAGAGGAACCCCUUAACAGUGAAGAUGAUGUGAGUGAUGAGGAAGGACAAGAACUGUUUGAUACAGAAAAUGUUGUUGUGUGCCAGUAUGAUAAGAUCCACAGAAGUAAAAACAAAUGGAAAUUUCACCUCAAAGAUGGCAUCAUGAAUCUUAAUGGAAGAGAUUAUGUAUUUUCCAAAGCCAUAGGGGAUGCAGAAUGGUGAAGUUUUUAAGACAAAGCAAAAAAACAAAAAACAAAAAUGAAAAAACAAAACCACCUCCCUGUAAGAGGAAAAAAAAAAUCGAAAGCAGGAAAGGUUGAGACUUGGACAUAUAUUUCAACCAAAAUAUGUAUCUGCACAUCAGAAAUAAAGCAUAAUGAAAACUGUCGGAACAAAGAUAAAAUGUGGCAACAAAGACACUACUUCAGAUGAGCAAGCCAUGGACUGUAGCAGCUAUAGCAUUGUCUGGGAGCUGAUUUUGUGUGUUAGGAAUACCUUAAUUAUCAAAUCUACAUACAGGUACCUACAGCUGGUAUUUAGCAUGUAAGGCUUUGUCUCCCCUUUCUUCCCUUGGUUUAAGAUUUUAAAAUAUUUCUUCCACUGAUUGAAGGAACUCUUCCUUUUGAUAGAUUAUUAAUCUGAAAAUGCUUAUUGUGUGUACAAAUCUUUGCUUUGAACACUUCCUUUUGGUAGUGAGGAUGGUAAGAAUGUUAAACUGCGUGCAAGCUUUGUACAGAAGGGUAAGAAUUAAGGUGUUAAAAUUUUAAAUAACGUGUAUAAGGAAAAUAUUUUUAAUUCUGAUAAGCUCAUUAAUUAUUAUAUCUAUUUGUGGUUUUCAAUUCCAUUCCCCAUAAGCAAGUUCUUGUUCCUAGCAGUUACAAAAUGGUAAAACGAUCAUUUAUAUUUCAAAAUUAUUUUUAUUUGAUGUGAAUGGCAUCUUUUAUUUAGGUCUAUAUUUUUUUAAAUACUAAGCACCUGUAGCUCCUCCCUCCCCCCCCCAAAGGUCAGACUGCUUAACUCUUUAACUGUAUUAUUGCUGUUUGAUGGUUGUUCAGCAUCGUUGAAUUGAAAGGAAUAAUAACAGUUUCUACUGACUUCUUAAAUAGGCUUUGGGGAGACCUUUUGAAUGAAAUGUGUAGGUAAUCACACAAUAGAUGAAUUCCUUCACUUAAAUACUACAUCUGUAGUCCAGAUAUCCACAAGUAUUUGAACAGACCACAGGAAUGACUAAAUUUUUAAUAUAGAAAAUCACAUAGAAGUUCUUUUAGCUGCAAGUCUGUUAAUCAAAGGUUUGCUUACUAAAAAGCAUAGCCUUAAAUUACCUGCAGCAGUUAAUCUCUAAAGUUUCCAGGGGCAAAUAGUUUCAUGAAGAGUUGCACAGCUUUGAGAACACAAACUUUGUUAGAGUAUCUUUAGGCUGACUUGGUUAUGGAAGAUCAAGUAGUCAGAUGCACUAAACCUCAUGUAAUAGCUUUUUCACUUGCCUUUUCUAGAGUGACUUUAUUGUUGUUGUAAAAAGCAGCAUAAUGGUUCCCCAGCCCCCGCUCCUCCCCCCCCCCCACUCCUGUCCUGAGAAUUUUGAACACAUUUUCUUCAUGCAGUUUCGAAUGAGGAGAGGGACUGGGCAUUAUACUUAAACUGUUGAGGAAGAAAUGUUCAUGUGUCUCACCAAUUCCAAAAAUGCUGUUUUGUUGGGUGCUUGGAAAACACAAUGAAAAGGACGCAGCAAUAAUUUUAAUGAAUUGGGGAAGAAUUCAGAAGGAGACACUUGACCCACAAUUUCUGGCCUUUCUUCUUGAGAAUGAAAUUUUUAAAACAUUAUUUAACAAAGUCAUAAGUGUAUUUUAGCAGUUUCUAAGCACUAUUCUUAUUUCAUUCUGCUUUACUAGCUACCAAGGGCAUUCAUAGUCUCAGUAGCGUGUAGAAAAUUCAAAUACAUUGUAAAAAAGGGAUAUUUUUUUUGCUCUGACUUUUCACACUUGUGCUCUCAUUGACACAGACUGAAACUGUCUGUAGGCUGUGUCUAGAGCUGUGUUUGUUUAGUAAGCUAUCUGCUACAUAAGCUUUAGAAAAGUUAAUUUCUGGUUUUACUAAUUCAUUGUUAAAUAGUGACAUAAUCAUACAGAGUACGCUUUUUGGCUCGAGGCUUCAAGGUAUCUCCAGAUGACUGGUGUUUGCUUUCUUCUGAACAAAACAAAACUUUUUUUUUAUCGUUGACACUUAAAAUAUGUAUAACUGCAAUUAAAUCAACAAUGUAUUGGCUACUUCCUUUCCUCAUCUUUCUCAAAUCUAUUACCAGUAAGUCUUUAAAAAUGGACUUCAAACAUAAAUCCCAUAAUGCUGCAAAACUCAAUCAGUAAAAAGGGAAAAAAAUCAUUUUAGGUAUAGAUUCCUGUUUAUGCUACUGCAAACCGGAUUACUGUACAACACUUGAUUUUCAUACAUCUUUGAUUUUUCACCCACUUGUGUAUACUAGAAGCUGCAUAGCCUUUUUAUUUCUUUCUAACGGAUGCCAGAACUUUAAAGGUAACUUAAGCAUAGCUUGUUUUGAAGGAUGUUAGAAGCUAUCUGAACUUGCACAGCCUCUUGAAGGCUAACCGUGUGGUAUGCUUGUCAUAUAAGAAGUUUUGUCUUCAAAUACAAGUACCUGUGAAGUUUUCUGAAAGCCAGUCAAACAUGAACAUACCAAACUGUGCUCUUAUUGCUACAUCAAGUGUUCCUUUUUUAAAUCAAAAAGCAUGUUUUAAUUUCAUUUUAUUGUAGCGGCUUGCUGUAAAAAUGUAGUUUGCUUAAUUUUAUUAUUGUACUUGAAUUUUUAAUCAUGGUUUUAACAAUGUAACUGAACAGACCAUUUCAUUAGGUUCCACAGAAACCAUUCCUUUCAGAGGGCAAGGGAUUCUCAUUGUUCAUAAUCUAUAAAUGAUUCCCCCCACACACCUUGGAAAUAGAUUUUUUUUUCAUUUAAAUAGUUCAGUAUUAUGGAAGCAAUUAGUGAUUUGAAGAGGGCUUAUGUUUAAAUUUGCACAGAUAAUGGAGCACCUUUUUAUGAUGGAAAAAUAUGGGGAAAGAUAACUUCAUAAUUUUAACCACAGUGGCUGAUGCAAACUUGCAGAGGAACUAGGCAAAACCAGUAGUCUUACGACUUUUCAAUUUGCAGAAUACCUGUUUUGCCAACAUGACAAAGAAGAAAGAAGAUUUCCUGCAGUGCUUCAAUCAUAAAAACAACUGUUUUGCUCUAAUUUUAUUGGGUUUUAGUGUGUAUAAUCAUUUAAAAAUAUCUAAGUUGAAAAACAAUUGAUGGUUCUUUUCUGUUAAAGAGGUAAUAGAGAAUUUAGUCACAUAAGGAACUUAAUGUUGGACUAUUUAAAUGUUUUCUUUUUUUAAAUUAUUUUCCCCCUCAGUUGCUGGUUAGUGACAAGAUUUCUUUAAGGUUUCACACUCCUUGUUCCUGCGUUGUAAUCAGAAGUUGCAUUUGAAAGUCAUUCAGUUCUCUAAUCACAAUUUAAAGCAAAAAUUGUGGUCUGAGUUCAUUUCCAAGACUAUGAUACAUGAUUCUGAAGCAGUUUCUAUAACGGAUCAAAGAAAAUACUGUCAUAUAAUGAAAGUUUUCAUACUUUUUUUUUCUAUUCUACAGAGUAGGAGUGUUAAAGUAAACUUCAUAGGGUUUUAGUUUGUGAAGAUACUAUUUGGUAGUUAACAGUAAUUAUGGCACCAUAAAACAAUCUGAUUAAAAUUUUGUAAUUUCAGUGCAGGAGUUAGAGACCUAGUGAACUAAAAUUCAUUUUGAGUCAGUCUCUUUGAUUUAUAAAAAGUUCCCUUAAAAAAAAAAAAAAAAAAAAAUCACCUCCAAAACCUAAAAAUCCCCCCAAACCCCAAAGCUUUCCAAUAGGGAAUGCAACAAGAAGUGCAGGAAGUGAACAGUGGUUUUAGGAUAAUGUGCACUGGGUUAAUACUGGGCUGCCUUGCAGAGUGUUGCGGGGUUGUUGUGCCCUUGACUGCCCCUUCUCCUCCCAUGGAAAUCAGAGUUGUUUUCAGACUUUGAGAUUAUUGAUAACAAAAGAUGAAGAAACUUGCACAUUUUUACGUAUAGAUGUCUCGCGUUUAAAGUCUUGUUUUUCCAUUACUGUGAUUGGUUGGGAAAUGUGUUUAAAGAACAAAACAAACAAACAAAAAAAAUCCUAGUCCUUUGGUUUCCCUGUUGUCUACUUUUUUAAUAUUAUUACUAGGUUUUUUUAAGCAGUUCAUGCAGUGUAUUUUUCAGUUGUUAUUUGGUGGAUUAGACAUUGUGGAACAAAAGGAACUUUUUUAACAGGAAGAACUGCCUUCGGUUAGCUACAUGUACAGUCAUCCUAUGAGACAUGUUCCAGAAUGCAUAGGGUACCAAUAAAAUAUGGAGUGGGGGAAUAUCCUUCUUUGCUGUUCUGAGCUACUAUUGUCAACUGCUGUUGUACAUAUACUGUUAUGUGUAAGGGGGUAAAUAUAUUUAUUAUGUUUGUAAAAUUCAUUCUGUACAAUUGCAGAUCAAGGUUGCUCCUCUGUGAUAUACAGGAUAUUAUGUUUCGAAGGCCAUGCUUGGAAUACAAUUAUAGAACUUAGUAUUUUGAUGUACUAAGACCUAUUUUAAGUUUAAUAUUUUGCCUUUGCAAAAACUUUAAUUAAAGAUGUUAUUUAAAAA